Molecule: messenger RNA, 4248 nt
Organism: Bubalus bubalis (water buffalo)
Lineage: Eukaryota; Metazoa; Chordata; Mammalia; Artiodactyla; Bovidae
Gene: EMC1
Product: ER membrane protein complex subunit 1
Exons: 24
Coding region: 62-3052 (996 amino acids)
Biological process (GO): protein folding in endoplasmic reticulum
Cellular component (GO): EMC complex
Molecular function (GO): protein binding
Source: RefSeq, a predicted model, not a curated record
GAGGCGGGGCCCGUGGUGCGGUGCAUGCCGGGCCGGCGGCGGGCGGGCCCGCGCUCCCAUCAUGGCGGCGGCCUCGGCUUCCCGGUUGUGGCUCUGGGCUGCCCUGCUUAUCCCUGCUGCAGCGGUCUACGAAGACCAAGUGGGCAAGUUUGAUUGGAGACAGCAGUAUGUUGGAAAGCUCAAAUUUGCCUCCUUGGAAUUUUCCCCUGGAUCCAAGAAGUUGGUUGUGGCCACAGAGAAGAAUGUGAUUGCAGCACUGAAUUCUCGGACUGGGGAGAUCUUGUGGCGCCAUGUUGACAAGGGCACAGCGGAAGGGGUGGUGGAUGCCAUGCUGCUCUACGGACAGGAUGCAAUCACUGUGUCCAAUGGAGGCCGGAUCAUGCGCUCCUGGGAGACGAACAUUGGGGGCCUGAACUGGGAGGUUACCCUGGACAGCCGCAGUCUCCAGGCGCUGGGGCUGGUCGGCCUGCAGGAGGCUGUGAGGCACGCUGCGGUCCUGAAGAAGACCACCCUUGCCCUCCUUCACCUCUCCAGCGGGCACCUGAAGUGGGUGGAACACCUCCCGGAGAGUGACAGCAUCCACUACCAGAUGGUGUAUUCCUGCGGCUCAGGGGUCGUGUGGGCCCUCGGAGUCGUCCCCUUCAGCCAUGUGAACAUUGUCAAGUUUAACGUGGAAGAUGGAGAGAUCGUUCAGCAGGUCAGGGUGUCGACCCCCUGGCUGCGGAGUCUCACCGGGGCCUGUGGUGUGGUGGAUGAGGCUGUCCUGGUGUGCCCCGACCCGAGCUCGCAGUCCCUCCAGACCUUGGCCCUGGAGACGGAGUGGGAGCUGAGGCAGAUCCCACUGCAGUCUCUUGACCUAGAAUUCGCAAGUGGAUUCCAACCCCGGGUCCUGCCUACACAGCCCAGCCCGGUGGAUCCUUCUCGGGCGCAGUUCUUCCUGCAGUUGUCCCCAAGCCACUAUGCGCUGCUGCACUACCACCACGGCGCCCUGAGUCUGCUUAAAAACUUCCCACAGGCUGCCCUGGUGAGCUUCGCCACCACCGGAGAGAAGACAGUGGCUGCAGUCAUGACCUGUCGGAACGAGGCGCAGAAGCCUGGCGUUUCUGAAGACGGGUCACCUGGGAGCUUUUCGGAGAAGUCUGGUCCCCAGGACUCGCUGGCAUGCUUCAACCAGACCUACACCAUUAACCUCUACUUGGUGGAGACAGGCCGGCGGCUGCUUGACACCGCGAUCACCUUCAGCCUGGAACAGAACGGCACGCGGCCCGAGCGGCUGUACAUCCAGGUCUUCUUGAAGAAGGAUGACUCCGUGGGCUACCGGGCCUUGGUCCAGACGGAGGAUCACUUGCUGCUUUUCCUGCAGCAGCUGGCAGGGAGGGUGGUGCUGUGGAGCCGUGAGGAGUCCCUGGCCGAGGUGGUGUGCCUGGAGAUGGUGGACCUGCCACUGACCGGGGCGCAGGCGGAGCUGGAAGGGGAGUUUGGCAAGAAGGCAGCCAUCCAAGACGGCCUGCUGGGCAUGUUCCUGAAGCGCCUGUCUUCCCAGCUCAUCCUGCUGCAGGCCUGGACCUCCCACCUCUGGAAAGUGUUUUACGAUGCGCGGAAGCCCCGGAGCCAGAUCAAGAAUGAGAUCAACAUUGACACUCUGGCCAGGGAUGAAUUCAACCUCCAGAAGAUGAUGGUGAUGGUGACGGCCUCAGGCAAGCUUUUUGGCAUCGAGAGCAGCUCUGGCACCAUCCUGUGGAAACAGUAUCUCCCUAACGUCAAGCCGGACUCCUCCUUUAAGCUAAUGGUCCAGAGGACGACUGCCCACUUCCCCCACCCACCCCAGUGCACCCUCCUGCUGAAAGACAAGGAGACGGGAAUGAGUUCGCUGUAUGUCUUCAACCCCAUUUUUGGGAAGUGGAGCCAGGUGGCCCCCCCCGUGCUGAAGCGCCCCGUCUUGCAGACUCUGCUCCUGCCCAUCAUGGAUCAGGACUAUGCCAAGGUGCUGUUGCUGAUAGACGACGAGUACAAGGUCACAGCUUUCCCAGCCACUCGGAAUGUCUUGCGGCAGCUCCAUGAGCUCGCCCCUUCCAUCUUCUUCUACUUGGUGGACGCGGAUCAGGGGCGGCUGUGCGGAUAUCGACUCCGGAAGGACCUCACCACUGAGCUGAGCUGGGAGCUGACCAUCCCCCCGGAGGUGCAGCGCAUCGUCCAGGUGAAGGGGAAGCGCAGCAGCGAGCACGUCCACUCCCAGGGCCGAGUGAUGGGGGACCGCAGCGUGCUCUACAAGAGCCUGAACCCCAACCUGCUGGCCGUGGUGACGGAGAGCACGGACGUUCACCACGAGCGCACCUUCAUCGGCAUCUUCCUCGUGGACGGCGUCACGGGGCGCAUCGUCCACUCGUCCGUGCAGAGGAAAGCCAAGGGCCCCGUCCACAUCGUGCACGCAGAGAACUGGGUUGCGUACCAGUACUGGAACACCAAGGCCCGGCGCAACGAGUUCACGGCGCUGGAGCUCUACGAGGGCACGGAGCAGUACAACGCCACGGCCUUCAGCUCCCUGGACCGCCCGCAGCUGCCCCAGGUCCUGCAGCAGUCCUACAUCUUCCCCUCCGCCAUCAGCGCCAUGGAGGCCACCAUCACAGAGCGGGGCAUCACCAGCCGCCACCUGCUUGUUGGGCUGCCUUCUGGAGCGAUCCUUUCCCUUCCUAAGGCCUUGCUGGAUCCUCGGCGCCCCGAGAUCCCAACAGAGCAGAGCAGAGAGGAGAACCUGAUCCCGUAUUCUCCAGACGUGCAGAUCCACGCGGAGCGGUUCAUCAACUAUAACCAGACAGUCUCCCGAAUGCGAGGCAUCUACACAGCCCCGUCGGGCCUGGAGUCCACUUGCCUGGUCGUGGCCUACGGUUUGGACAUUUACCAGACCCGCGUCUACCCGUCCAAACAGUUCGACGUCCUGAAGGACGACUAUGACUACGUGCUCAUCAGCAGUGUCCUCUUUGGCUUGGUCUUCGCCACCAUGAUCACGAAGAGGCUGGCGCAGGUCAAACUCCUGAACCGUGCCUGGCGGUAAAGGCCCGAGACCCCCUGCCGGAGAGCGGAGAGCCAAGGGGAGCGAGGGUCGGGCGCCAAGCUCCAGUGGCAUGUGCCGGGUAGGGGGGGACGUGUGUUAGGCACUCAUCUCAGUUAAAUGGGGAGGAGGAUGGACUCUCGUGGAGACUGCUCUGGGGACACGUCUGUGGAGGAGUCACCAGAGGCGGACGCAGGCUGGACUCUGUCAACCGAGACCGCAGAGCAUCCUGACCGACUUUCCCCUCGAGUCCCAAGGCUGUCGUCAUCGCCUUCUGUGCCCAUCCACAAACGUCACUGUUCUGUAAGACCUCCAGCAGACUUCUCUUUCGUGAGCCCUGCUUAAAUUGAUGUCGGUUUGCCUUCUGUCUCGCAGGUGUAUCUGGAAAGCCUUCUCCUCGCUUCCAGAGUCAGAGGGAACUCUUACCAAUGACUGUACCUUAUAGGUGCCUUUGCUGUCUUACACUGGGGAGAAGGAAGAGCCUGCCUUAGCUGAGGUUUGAGAACCGAUCCAGCCUCUCAUGGCUUCUUUCCAAAGUAACUGUGGGUCGAGGAAUCUAUAUUUGUGUCACAAUUUCUCUUAACUAAGCCUCUCAUUUCAUGCUCCCAUUCAUGAGUGGGCCAGCCGGCCUUAGAUUCAGUUUAUCGAAAACCACGUGCGUAAUAGUGUUUUCCUUUGUCAGUCAUCGUCCAAGCUUUUCUCCUAAGAUGUGUCAGAGCUGAGGCCUUUUUAGUACUACUGAAUUGUCUGCACCUUGAAAGGAUUUCAAGGGAGGAAGGCAAAUCUGCCCGUUUCACACUCUCUCUUAACCUCUCCUUUCACCUUCAGGCUGACCUGGUCAUCUUAUAACCCAGUUGGAAAAAGUUGUCCUUGUUUAAGAAACCUCAUUAUUUAUGUUUGGUUAUGCGUUAAUGCUUGGGUUACUAUACUUCUUUUAAAAUCAGCAGAUUUUAAAUCUUACCUGUAAACGAGGGAAGGAAGGGGCAGGGGCGGGGCGGGGGCGUCUUGAGGCUAUAGCCUUGUUGACUGGCUGGGCUGCUGUUUCUAGUGCAAACUAAAGACAGCCUAAAAAUGUUCCCUGUUGGUGGAUUUGGGGACUGAUGGAGUUUCUCUCUGCUGUGAAGAAUGAAAUGUACAGAGAGCCCUGUUGGGAGAGAGGUACGUUUAAGUGUCUGAAUAAAGCGAGUGGCGAAUGACAA